This is a messenger RNA of Suncus etruscus (white-toothed pygmy shrew), 1410 nucleotides long. RefSeq lists its product as uncharacterized. The annotation marks the transcript as partial. Lineage: Eukaryota; Metazoa; Chordata; Mammalia; Eulipotyphla; Soricidae. Gene Ontology annotation, biological process: proteolysis. The transcript is spliced from 4 exons. Gene Ontology annotation, molecular function: aspartic-type endopeptidase activity. The record is from RefSeq and is a predicted model, not a curated record.
GUCCUAAAGAAACCUUUGGGACCCCUCUCUAGUAAGCAAUCCUUAGUACAAGGAGCAAAUGGAAGUAGCUAUCGUUCCUGGACUACUUCCCGGACUAUGGACUUGGGGAAAGGAGAAAUCAAGCAUUCUUUCCUGGUCAUACCAAACUGCCCCUCACCUCUAAUGGGACGAGACUUGCUAACCAAACUCAGAGCCCAGAUAACCUUUGAAGAAACUGGUCCAGAAAUUGCUUUUCUUAAUCCCAGUGUUCAACCACUUACCACCUCCGUCCUGACCAUCAGGGCUGAGGAUGAAUAUAGACUAUUUACAAAUGACCCCUUGCCAGUUGAAAGCCAAGACACCGACUUUUGGUUGAGACUAGUUCCAGAAGCUUGGGCCGAAACUGCUGGACUGGGGUUGUCUACCUUACAGGCUCCAGUAGUGGUAGAGUUAAAAACUACUGCUGUCCCUGUGAGAGUUAGGCAGUACCCCAUGAGUCAGGAAGCGAAGAAAGGCAUAACUCCUCAUAUCCGGAAACUUCUCCAACAAGGGGUCUUAGUAAAAUGUCAGUCAGCCUGGAAUACUCCAUUACUCCCAGUUAAGAAGCCUGGAACUGGGGACUAUCGGCCAGUACAGGACCUAAGGGCAGUUAACAGCCAGGUGGAAGUCAUCCAUCCCACUGUGCCAAACCCAUACAAUCUUCUCAGCACCUUAAGUCCUGAAAGAGUAUGGUAUAGUGUAUUGGACUUAAAAGACGCUUUCUUCUGCCUGUCUCUACAUCCAGCCAGUCAACCCUUAUUUGCUUUUGAGUGGAGUGAUCCUGAGGCAGGAAUUUCAGGCCAACUAACCUGGACCAGAUUGCCUCAGGGAUUUAAGAACUCUCCUACCAUCUUUGAUGAGGCCUUGCACCAAGACUUAAGUCUCUUCCGCAGCCAGCACCCCCAGGUAACCCUGCUCCAGUAUGUGGACGAUAUUUUACUUGCAGGAAAAACUGAAGAAGAUUGGGGAAAGCGAUGGCUGACGGAGGCCCGGAAGAAGGUCGUGGCACAGAUCCCUGCACCUACUACUCGCCGGCAGUUACGUGAGUUUCUGGGGACGGCAGGUUUCUGCCGCCUCUGGAUCCCUGAACUGGCGAUAGUUCACUGUCCAGGUCAUCAAACGGGAAAGGAAACCGUCGCGUCCGGAAACAGAAGAGCUGAUGAAGCAGCAAAGGCAGCGGCAUCCCGCAUGAAGGAGAUCCCUGCACUUAUUGUUACUGAACCUGACAACCUCCCACCAGUGUCAACAACUGUAGACCCCCUUUCUGAAGAACCAGAGGUUGGGGACGUUAAACUUAUGGUAUUACGUCAACAAUAUCAAGAAUUAGCUCAGGCAGAUAAUUUUGACCAGGAAUAUCAGGAAGUGGAGGCCCCUGACCACAUUGACUUCUAG